This is a messenger RNA of Vespula pensylvanica (western yellowjacket), 6603 nucleotides long. RefSeq names its product EH domain-containing protein 3 (gene Past1). Gene Ontology annotation, molecular function: calcium ion binding; GTP binding; protein binding. NCBI's taxonomy places the organism in Eukaryota, Metazoa, Arthropoda, Insecta, Hymenoptera, Vespidae. The record is from RefSeq and is a predicted model, not a curated record. Bases 354 to 1958 code for a protein of 534 amino acids. The transcript has 9 exons. Gene Ontology annotation, biological process: endocytosis; endosomal transport. Gene Ontology annotation, cellular component: plasma membrane; cytoplasm.
GCGCUGGUGCAUACGAGAACGACACGUCGUCACUUCACCAUUGUGUCUGUACGUUUUAAUACGGGGAAACAGCUCGGUAUAUCGCGUCAUUAUCAGAAAGCUCGCCUGUUCAUCGUUUAUGAAUCGUUAUCGUGGUUCUAUGAACGUUAAAUAUCUCGUUAAAAUAGGAUAAGCCAAAAAUUAUCAAUAUCAUUUUUAAUCUAUCAAAAUCUCAUUGUUCGGUACUCAAGAUCGUGUAAAAGAAACGUCGAAAGCAAAAAAGGACGACCAUUUGUUUGCAUCGAUCGAUUUAAGAUCGUCGGUACGUGUACGACUAACAAAACAUAAGACAGGAUAUAUUGUGAAUUGUCAAUAUGUUCAGUUGGCUCAGUCGAGAUGAAAAUGGCAAACAAGAUCUCUUUGAGAAUGUUACUGAAGGUCUUAAAAAGAUCUACAAAGCUAAAUUGUUACCCUUGGAACAACAUUAUCAAUUUCAUGACUUCCAUUCGCCUCAAUUGGAUGAUCCAGAUUUCGAUGCAAAACCUAUGAUCCUUUUAGUAGGACAAUAUUCUACUGGAAAAACUACAUUUAUUAAGUAUUUAUUAGAACGUGAUUUUCCUGGAAUAAGAAUUGGCCCUGAACCUACAACAGAUCGCUUCAUUGCUGUUAUGUACGAUGAAAAGGAAGGUGUUAUUCCUGGAAAUGCUUUAGUUGUGGAUCCAAAUAAACAAUUUCGACCACUUUCCAAAUUCGGUAAUGCAUUCCUUAAUAGAUUUCAAUGUUCUACCGUUGCAUCUCCAGUUCUUAAAGGAAUAUCUAUAGUUGAUACACCUGGAAUUCUUUCGGGGGAGAAACAACGAGUAGAUAGAGGUUAUGAUUUCACUGGCGUCUUAGAAUGGUUUGCAGAAAGAGUAGACAGAAUCAUAUUAUUAUUCGAUGCACAUAAACUCGAUAUUUCUGAUGAAUUUAGAAGAUCUAUAGAAGCACUAAGAGGCCACGAUGAUAAAAUUAGAAUAGUUCUUAAUAAAGCAGAUAUGAUAGAUCAUCAACAAUUAAUGAGAGUAUAUGGUGCACUUAUGUGGUCUUUAGGAAAAGUAUUGCAAACUCCAGAAGUUGCUAGAGUUUAUAUUGGUUCAUUUUGGGAUCAACCGCUAAGAUAUGAUGUUAAUAGACGAUUAUUUGAAGAUGAAGAACAAGAUUUAUUUAGAGAUAUGCAAUCAUUACCAAGAAAUGCAGCAUUAAGAAAACUUAAUGAUUUAAUAAAACGAGCUCGUUUAGCAAAGGUGCAUGCAUAUAUAAUCAGUGCAUUGAGAAAGGAUAUGCCAAGUAUGUUUGGUAAAGAUUCCAAAAAAAAAGAACUUAUUAAAAAUUUAGGUCAAAUUUAUGAUCAAAUCCAAAGAGAACAACAAAUUUCUCCUGGAGACUUCCCAGACCUUCGAAAAAUGCAGGAAUGUUUAAUGCAUCAUGACUUUAGUAAAUUUAACCCAAUAAAAAUCAAACUAUUGGAAGUAGUAGAUAAAAUGCUUGCAGAAGACAUUGCAAAAUUAAUGGCUAUGAUACCACAUGAAGAAGUAACUGCCAUGUCAGAACCAUUAAUAAAAGGUGGUGCAUUUGAAGGUGUAGAAGAUCAAAUUAGUCCAUUUGGAUACAAAAGAGGUGAAGGUAUCGAUGCUGGUGCAGGUGAACCUGAAUGGAUUGUUAAUAAAGAUAGAUACAAAUACGAUAGUAUUUUUGAAACGCUUGGUCCAACUGAUGGAAAGAUUACAGGAGCAGCUGCAAAAUCUGAAAUGAUAAAAUCCAAAUUGCCAAACAGUAUGUUAGGAAAAAUCUGGAAAUUAUCUGAUAUUGAUAAAGAUGGCCUUUUAGACUCAGAUGAAUUUGCCUUGGCUAUGCAUUUAAUUAAUGUUAAACUUGAAGGUUAUGAUCUUCCAGCAGAACUUCCUGAUCAUUUAAUACCACCUUCGAAACGAGAUAUUUAAAUUAUGAUCAAAUUAUAUACAGCACUUUACUGAUUAUUGUGCUUGCUUCUCAAUGGUUAUAAAGAAUAUUUAUAUACUUGUAAAAAGAAGAUGUGCGAUACAGAGCUUAAUUGUAAAUGGUAAAUAUUUGGCAUAAUAUCUAAUAAUUGAGAUUUUCAGUAUGGACUGAAGGUAAAUAGAAGUAAUAAAUUCUUUUUGUAAAAAUACCAAUAUAAAGAAGAAUAUUAUUUAAAUGAUUUCUCAGAUUAAAGUAAAGAAAAUCUCAUAACAUAAUCAUAAUGAAAGUAAAAUGUAUAUAUAUUAUAUAAAGAAAAUGACAAGCCAUGUUCAAUUAUAUUUAAUUUUUACAAAUGAUAGUGCAAUCCAGAAAUUUUGAUACAUCAUUAAUAAUAUAACAAUAUUACAAUCUUAUUUAAAAACAUAAAUUUGUAAACGCUGUAUUAAUAGUCUUAUAAUCAUAUAGGUAUAUUGGGAUGCAUAAUAAUAUAAAGUGUUAUGAUAAAUAGCAAAUGAUUUAGAAAUAUCAGUAGCAUUGUCACAUUAUGUGAAAUAUGCUAUCUUAUGUGUAUAUUUUUAUAUAUUGUUAUAUUAUAUGAAAUUAUAUUUAUUAUACACAAACACGCACAUGUGCUUAUAAAAACAACACAAAAUAAAAUUUCUACACUAUUGUUAUUAAUAUUUUGAAAAUUUUUGUAUUACUGUAUUAAUAACACAAUGUUUUUAAAAUUUUCUGUCGAUUAUGCUAUAAUUUCUUGAGAACAUUUAAAUAGUAAAAUCAUGCGUACCUUCUUAAAAUUUGUUAUUUAUAAAAAAAAUAAGAUCCUUUUUUUUAAACAAAUGCUAGAAAAUUAAAUAGAAUUUUUAAAGAUCUAUUCAAAAUUAAUUUUUAAUACACAUAAUACACUGUUCAAGUUCUGAAUACUUUUAAAUUUAAGUAAUGUAUUUUAAAAACAUCUUGUGCAAGUAUAGAAAAAACAGUAAUCAAAAGAAAUGAAAUAUGAUAUACAGUACAGUCUUGUUUAUCCAUGCAUUUAUGUAAAAAACAACUUUUCGUAUUUUUAACUACAUUUUACUUAAAAAAAAUUUUCUCUGAUAAUAUUAAUUCGUAAGAGCAAGAAUUACUUAUGCGCAUAAUAUUUCUUUAAUAAUUGUUAUAUACACAUAUAUAUACAUUUAUUUGGAUAAUCAAGAACAUACUGUAAUAAAAAGAAGCAAACUGACCAAACAUCUAUUGCUAUUAAAUAAUACAUAUGAAGAUUUUAAGUAGUCUAUAUAUAUAGAAAAAUAUAAAAAUUCUUAAACAUUUCCUCUUAUGAGUUACUAUUUAUAGAUAUAUUUAAUGUGGUAUAUCAAUACUACUUAGCUAAUCAUAAAUAUAAUCACUAUUUGUAGCAGAUAAUAGCAGUUUCUCUAUAAAUUUCUUUUAUAAAACUAUAUAACUUGCUAUUGCCAUUCACUUAUUAUUUAUAUAUUUAUGCAUUUAUCUGUAUUUACUCAUAUUUUACACUGCACAUAUUUUGAAUGCUAAAACACUUUAACUUAAUGUUUCCAUAAAAUUUGAUUAUACAUUGGCCAAAUAAUUGUGUUACUUUUUACUUUAUUUAUAUUUGAUUAAAUCACAAGGUUUAGAAACAAAUAGACUAUAAUAUAUAUAAAAAGAUUUUAUAAAAUUAUAUUAACAGAUUACCUUAAUGCAUUUUAUCCAUUAUCAUUUAUUGAUAUGUAUAGUUAAACAUAAAUUUGUGUUUUACCACACCAACCAAAGAUAUGACAUUAAGACUGUAAAAAUCAGUAAAAAAAAUGUGGUUUAUUCAUGGAAUAAUUAUUUAUAUCAUUUCUCAUUUUAAUUGAAUUAUUUAAAAUUGGUUGAUUAAAUUAAAAAACAAAAUAUUGUUUUUCUUUUAUUUAUAUUUUAAUAUUCAAAGCUUGUAUAUAUAUAUAUAUAUACACACACAUAUAUAUAUAUAUACACAGGUUGGUGUUCUUAUACUUACACUGCCUACACGUUUUAUAAUUUUUGUGAUAUAUAAGUAUAACAUAGCAAUUGAAUAGAUUUAUUACAAUGAACACAUAAAACAUGACUCAAACUAAAAAUAUAUAAUUUCUAAUCAGAAUAUAAAAAAUAGAAUAAUUAUUAAAUAUUUUUAGAACACAUUCCAUAUAUAAGAUGUGUCCAAUUUCAUCGUUCAGAUAAAUCUUAAGUUUGAUACAAUAAAAUUUAAAAAUAUCUUUAUUAUAUUGGCUAACUUUUUGCCAAUUAGUUAAAAAAAUAAAUUUAUACGAUUUAGAAAAAUAUAUGGAUUUAAAAAAAAAUUGUUAUACUCGACCGCCGAAAGUGUCUUAUUUUCCAUUUGAAUAUUCACUUUUGUAAAUAUUAUUAAUGUGUCUAUCCUUAUAUAAAUCUUAUAUAUGUAUUUAGUGUCCAAUGAACAGCACUGUACAAAAUAUAAGUAAAGUCACUAUAUAAAAGUAUGUGGAUUAUCUAAAUAAAAUUAUAUAAAAGAUAUGUAUAUGUUAUCCUGCAUAUAUGGUAUAUAUAUAUAUAUAUAUUCAUACAUUUAUAUAUUGACAAAAUUAUUGUUUGCUUUCAUUAAAAAAUAUUUUUUCUCCUGUUUCCUUUAUCUUAUAAAUUUAUUUUAAUUAUGUCAAUAGAUUUCAUUUUGGUAAAACAUGAACUAUUCCUAAUAUUAAAUUAUAAUAAUCAAUAUUAGUAAAGCUAUGUAGUAACGUAUUUGUUAUUAUAAUUGUUUGAAAAAACAUUUAUUCUAUAUUUUUGAUUCGUUUCUUUGUGAAGAGAUACUUUGUUUUUGAUUGUAUUAUCUAUCACAACAUAUAACCUGUAUAAUAAAAUUAAUAAAACAUUAUUUACGAAAGAAAAGACUAAUAUAAUAUUACAGUAUAUAUUUCUGUAAAAACAAUUUAAGAAAUAUCACAGUAAAGAUAUAUAUCAAAUAAACGCGCGCGCGCGUGUGUGUAUGCGUGUGUGUGUAAAAUAUACGAGUAUUUCAUAUACAAGGAAGUUGGAUUGCACUGUAAAUAGUGCAGUAAAAAUUAAAUUAUAUACACAUAUACAUGUAUACAAUUAUAAAAUACCCAUAUUAAAUAUAUACAUAUAAAAACAUAUACUAUAUAUACGUAUAUAUAUUGCUUACGUUGGUUUACAAUGAUUGAAAAUAUUAUUGUUAUUUAAAAAACUAUACACUUUUUGUCAAUUUAUCUUGAUAUAACUUAAUUUUUUAUCAAUUACGCAUUGUUUAUAUUGUAUACAUUAUUUAUCGUUAUAAUUCAUCAUGUUUAUUUUUAUUGUUAGAAUUUAAAAAAUUUAAUACUUUUUCUUUUAUCAUUUCAGAUGAUAUUGCCGUAAUUUUAAAACCCUUGUCAAUAUCCUUUAUGUCAUACUUUCGAUCGUAAAUAAUUAAUGUUGGAUACGCUUUCACGGCUGCUUGUGAACACUGUGUCGGAUAAAGAUUGCAAUUAAGUCGUCCAAAAUAUACCCUGUUGUUAAAUAACUGGAACAAAAAUACAUUUUUGAAAAUUAGCCUUCAUAUCCAUAUUUCAUAUUUAUUGAAAUAAAUAUAUUUCAUAAUUUUUGAAAUGAUAAUUAAUAAACAAUACGAUACAAAAUAAUAAUAUAAUAUAAUAUUAUAUGCACAAACGUAAUGAUAUAUCAAUACCUGUGCAGCAAUUGAAAUAUGUGGAUCUAAUGUUUGACAAUGAUCACACCAAGGUGCAAAAAAAUCUACAAGCCACACAUUCUUUCCAGAAAAAACUUUCUUUCGUAAACUGGUUGGAUCUAAAUCAUACACCUUUGUUGGAAAAUAUUUAGAUAUCCAUUUUAAUAUGUGCAACAUGUUAUGUGAUCCAUCGUAUUUUCUAAAAUUAAGAUAUUUAUUAUUUGUUACUGUUGAUUAUAAUUUUUAAAAUACAAAAUGAAUAUAUUAUAAAAUAUCAGAAUGCCGUUGUUUACACUUACAUUGCUUUAUUUAAAUGUUUGCGUUCUCUUGGAUACAAUCGUAUAGUAGGAUAGCUUCCAACUUCUUGUGACCUGCAUAAAGCAUUUUCUGACUCACAAUCAAUACUGCCUAUUUUUACAAAAGGUAGAAUACGCAAAACUUUAGCAACAGCAGUCCAUUCUGAUGCUAAAUGUUGACAAGGUGCACACCAUCCAACAAAAUAAUCAAUUACCCAUAAUGUCUUAUCUUUUUCUUUGUCAAGAUAUUGAUGAAAAUUCUUAGCAGAUAUUUGUAUAACUAUAUAAAAAUAAUUAAAUUAAAGAUGUGGAUAUUCAAUUACAUAAUAUAUUAUAAAUUUUAUACCUCUUAAUUACCUGAUGGAUUUUGUAUGUCAUUUAUAAAUUGUAUUAUAUUAGCUGAUGUUUUUUGUGCUGUAAAUUGAUAUGUUUUACUUCCAUUUAUAAGCAUCGCAGUUGGAUAAGAACGUAUGUUGUAUUGUCGACAAAUUGUAGAAUGUACAGUGCAAUCAAUCGUACCAAAAUGUACUACUGAUGUAUUGAAUUGCAUAGAUGCCUUACGAAGUUCUGAUAAAAACUGCAUACAUGGAGGACACCAUGGUGCAUACCAAUCAAGAAACCAAACUUCUUUAACUAAAAUAAAAAGAUAAAAGAUUAAAAGAAUAGAAGUAUAAA